Diuraphis noxia (Russian wheat aphid) is the source of this 1826-nucleotide messenger RNA. Its product is annotated as facilitated trehalose transporter Tret1-like. The record is from RefSeq and is a predicted model, not a curated record. Gene Ontology annotation, molecular function: transmembrane transporter activity. Gene Ontology annotation, cellular component: membrane. Lineage: Eukaryota; Metazoa; Arthropoda; Insecta; Hemiptera; Aphididae. Gene Ontology annotation, biological process: transmembrane transport.
CAAAUACCUGCUGCAUCAUGAUAUAGGUAACAAUUUUUUGAUUAAAAAGUGACAAAAUUACAAAUAAAUAUAAUGUAAGCAUCUACAGUUAAACAUUUUUAUGAUUCGUCAACUAUCAAAGAAUGGAGUUCACAUAAAGCUAUUUAUUUAUUUAUGAGCUUUUAGAGAAAUCAGAAAGGCUACGAGUUUUAAUUCACGGAAAAAAAAGAAAUAUAGUUCAUGGAAUGGAGUCCAAUAGUAACUAUAAAUAUGGUAUUAAAUCCACAUUUUCACAAUGUUUGGCGUUAGUCGGAGCUGGAUUCUUACAAGUCGGAGUCGGCACAGAGCUAAUUUGUUCGACAGUCAUCAUCGGAGCAUUAUCAGACCACUCGAAUAAAAAUGAAUGGCUUACCAUGACCAAUGAGCAGAUGUCUUGGUUUGGAAGUCUGUUGUACCUUUGCACACCUCUGGGCAGUCUGAUGUCGUCGCUGGUGCUGGAUUGGCUUGGCCACAAGAAAUGCAUGAUAAUCACAAACAUACCGUACUUGGUGUCUCAGAUCAUGUUUUUCUACGCCGAAAACGUGGAGACCAUGUACGCGUGCUCGAUAAUGAUGGGGCUAAGCGUAGGAUUCUCGGGCGGCCCGUUUUCUGCGUACAUAGGUGAAGUGUGCGAACCGAAGCUCAGGGGUGCUCUGAUGUGUGCCACGAACGUGUUCUACUUCAGCGGUUCACUGCUGUUCGCCGCCAUCUACGCCAUCACCAGACAGUGGAGGUUGACCGUACUCAUAAACAUGGCGAUACCUAUCAUAACUAUUGCGAUUUUGUGCGUGAGUCCAGAUUCUCCGAUGUGGUUACUGUCCAAAGGCAAGAACGAAAAAGCGCAACGGACUCUUGGCAAGUUACGUGGAUGGGUGACACACGAUAAAUGUUCUAACGAAUUUCACGAAAUGGUAGUGUUCAUGUCUGCAAAUAAAAACUCGUCGAACAAUAAAAAUGACAAAACUGAUUCCGAAAGUUCUUGGAAACAACUGCUUCAGCCAGACGUGAUUAAACCUUUUCGUCUACUACUGAUAUACUUCUUCUUUUCGAACUUGUUAUCCGGAGUACCAUUUUCACCGUAUCUAGUAGAAGUAUUUAUGACGUUUGGCGCCGAUGUCGAUGUCCAAUGGACCAUAGCGUUUUCGUUGGGAAUAGCUAUAGUUGGAGGCAUAUUGACUGUUUUUAUGGUGAACAGACUUGGAAAACGAUUCCUUACAUUAACGACGUUGUCGAUUUGUUCAAUUUGUUACAUAUCAAUUGGAAUGAUUGGUGUUUAUUGGACGAGUUCAAAACAAAUAAAGUCUUGGUUAUUACUAACAUCCUUCCUCAUAAGUACGUUCGUGGCAUCGUUCGGCAUAAUGCCUAUUGGAUGGAUACUUCUUACUGAAAUAUUCCCCAUGAAGAGUAGGAACAUUACCUGUAGCAUUUGUUCAACGCUGUCUUACAUUCUCAGUUUUUUCAUGACCAAGUAUUAUACAAAUGCCGUCUAUUUAGUGGGUUUCUACAAUACAUUUACAAUAUUUGGAUUUGGAGGUUUAAUCGGUUGUGUGUAUUUCUAUUUUUGUCUACCUGAAACUGAAAAUAAGACAUUGCAAGAAAUAUCGGAAUUUUUCAAAUAAACUAAACAAAAUUUAAUUUUGAGUAAACAUCUUUGUACGAGACGACUGUAAUAAUAAUAUACACUAUAAGGUAUUUAAAUUUAGGUUUCAAAUCUAAUUAUGUGUAUUAUAGUACAUGUAUUCUAAGGCAUAACACAUAUUAUGCCUAUUGUUGAAAUUUUUACAUUAUUUGUCCACAUGAAGUUUAUA